UGGCGGUCGGGAACGGGGGGGUGGAGGCGGCAACAUUGUUUCAAGUUGGACAAAUUGACAAGAGCGAGAGAUACACAGCGUUCCAUCGCGCCCUGGGGCCUCGGUGCGGGGUCCUGUUUCCCGCCCCUCCGCCCACGAGAGCCCGCUCCCGCUUUCUGCAGGGUUCCCAGGCCCCCCGGCUCUAGGGCCGGGCGGACCCGGCUCGCUGGCGCUUCAUGGAGAACUUCCAAAAGGUGGAAAAGAUCGGAGAGGGCACGUACGGAGUGGUGUACAAAGCCAAAAACAAGCUGACGGGAGAAGUGGUGGCGCUCAAGAAAAUCCGCCUGGACACUGAGACUGAAGGUGUACCCAGCACUGCCAUCCGGGAGAUCUCUCUGCUUAAGGAGCUUAACCACCCCAAUAUCGUCAAGCUGCUGGAUGUCAUCCACACGGAAAACAAACUUUACCUCGUUUUUGAAUUCCUGCACCAAGAUCUCAAGAAAUUCAUGGACGCCUCUGCUCUCACUGGCAUUCCUCUUCCCCUCAUCAAGAGCUAUCUGUUCCAGCUGCUCCAAGGCCUAGCGUUCUGCCAUUCUCAUCGGGUCCUGCACCGAGAUCUGAAACCUCAGAAUCUACUUAUCAACGCAGAGGGCUCCAUCAAGUUAGCCGACUUUGGACUAGCCAGAGCCUUUGGAGUGCCUGUUCGUACUUACACCCACGAGGUGGUGACCCUUUGGUACCGAGCCCCUGAGAUCCUCCUGGGCUGCAAAUUCUACUCCACAGCCGUGGACAUCUGGAGCCUGGGCUGCAUCUUUGCUGAGAUGCACCUAGUGUGUGCCCAGCACCAUGCUGGGUGCUGUGGGGAACACAGAAGAAAUGGAAGACACAGUCUCUGCCCGCUGUGCUCCUAUCUAGAAGUGGCCGCAUCCCAAGGAGGGGGGAUGACCGCAGUGUCUACCCCACAUCCCGUGACCCGCCGGGCCCUGUUCCCUGGGGAUUCUGAGAUUGACCAGCUCUUCCGGAUCUUCCGGACUCUGGGGACUCCAGAUGAGGUGGUUUGGCCAGGAGUUACUUCAAUGCCCGAUUAUAAGCCGAGUUUCCCCAAGUGGGCCCGGCAGGAUUUUAGCAAAGUUGUGCCUCCCCUGGAUGAAGAUGGACGGAGCUUGUUAUCGCAAAUGUUGCACUAUGACCCCAACAAGCGGAUUUCGGCAAAGGCAGCUCUGGCUCACCCCUUCUUCCAGGAUGUGACCAAGCCAGUACCCCAUCUCCGACUCUGACGUCCUGGCCCAAGUUCCUCAUCCCCCGGUGUCACCCACUCCUCCUGGUAUGGGCUUGAUCCAGCAUGGCCCUCCCUGGCUGUUUGGGCGCAGGUGGAGGCCCUCUGACCCUGUCCAGCAACCGUGACACUCCCCUGCCCCUGCUGGCCUGCCGACGCUGGGCAUAGAAGGGUUGAGGGAGGAAUGGGUGGGAAUGAAAGGAAGUUUCAGUGUCCCGUGCAUUUAUGUCAGUGUCACCACCCGCUCCCCUCCUUGUAGUCCUUGCUGAGAAGGGCUCGUCUUUGAAAAUAACAGAGCUGACUGUUCUCUCCCAGUCUCUGAAUGCCCCGUAAUUAUUAUCCCAUGUGUUUGGGCCCCCAAGCCUCCUGUGGCCACUAGUUUUGUAAAGGUCAACUACUAACAGGGUUGGCUAAGCUGGAACUUUGGAGAAAGGAGCAGGAAGAACACCACAGGGAGGAAGUGUUCUUAAAGAAUUUGGUUAAAACCACUCUUGGUUUGCUGUUUCACCUCACCUGACAGGUGGGCAGACUCAAGACUAGCCCCCCCCCAAAAAAAAAAAAAAAGACUAGGCCCCGAGGGGAGGCCUGCAGGAGAAAUGCCAGCACCCAGCCCCUCUGUCUGCCCCGGCUGUGGGCCCAAGGACUUGAAGGCUCUUAACACAGGCACUGUGCCUCCCUCCC
Messenger RNA from Lepus europaeus (European hare), 1936 nucleotides. It is a transcript of the gene CDK2, whose product is annotated as cyclin dependent kinase 2. Gene Ontology annotation, biological process: regulation of gene expression; signal transduction; G1/S transition of mitotic cell cycle. The record is from RefSeq and is a predicted model, not a curated record. Gene Ontology annotation, cellular component: cyclin-dependent protein kinase holoenzyme complex; nucleus; cytoplasm. Gene Ontology annotation, molecular function: ATP binding; cyclin binding; cyclin-dependent protein serine/threonine kinase activity. NCBI's taxonomy places the organism in Eukaryota, Metazoa, Chordata, Mammalia, Lagomorpha, Leporidae. The transcript is spliced from 8 exons. The coding region runs from base 216 to 1256 and encodes 346 amino acids.